GGCGACCAGUGCAGACACAGACACAGCCAGAGAGAGUAUUAAAAAGUGCUGCCUAGAAGAUGUGAAAAAGCAUCUGAGCGGAGAGUGAUAACACAAACGCAACAGACAGAACACAACUCUCAUUCUGCUCCUUAAAAUGGCCAUGACUGACCUGCUUGCUGUGUCUGACAUAACCUCUGCUAUCACUGCUUGCCAAGGCGCUGAUUCUUUCAACCACAAGGUCUUUUUCAGAGAUGUGGGUUUGUCUAAGAAGUCACCAUUGGAAAUGGAGAAAGUCUUUAGAAUCCUGGACCAGGACAAGAGUGGCUUUAUUGAGCAGGAUGAGCUUCAGAUGUUCCUUCAGAACUUCUCGAAGGGAGCACGGACUCUGACAGCAGCAGAGACCAAGGCUUUCCUCCAGGCAGGGGACAUGGAUGGGGAUGGCAAGAUCGGACUGGAAGAGUUCUCAGCCCUUGUCAAAGCUUCAUAGAGCCAAGAUCAAUCUCAUUCUGCAUUACAACGUGCACUGGAUUGUAUUUGUUAACUGUUUUACUACAUCUUUAUUUAGUUAUGGAUGUGCUGCAUUGCAUUCCACAUAUACUCUAUGUUUUAGACUUUGAC
Molecule: messenger RNA, 600 nt
Organism: Conger conger (European conger)
Lineage: Eukaryota; Metazoa; Chordata; Actinopteri; Anguilliformes; Congridae
Product: parvalbumin, thymic-like
Exons: 6
Coding region: 137-469 (110 amino acids)
Cellular component (GO): cytoplasm; nucleus
Molecular function (GO): calcium ion binding
Source: RefSeq, a predicted model, not a curated record